AUGGACCAAAGAAUUAUCUACAUCAUAAUUGCCAUCGUAUCCGCAAUUCUUUUCUUCUUUGCCAUCGGUUUUAAUGGCUGGUCGUGUGGGGGAAGUAUACUAAGUGACAACUGUAUCACCUCGAAGGUAAAUGAAGUGACAGGAGCUCUCCUUCUGACCUCUGGACUACUGAUUCUUCUUGGUGGAAUAUUUUUGAUUGUAUUGGUUGUUCACGGUGACAGUUGGGCAAACAUUGUGGCCACUGUUUUGGCGAUCAUUGCGGCCAUUCUCUCAUUAGCCGGAGUGCUCUACUACCUGGAUAAACGCGAUUUGUGGUCGCCUUUCUUGGCCUCGGUGGCCAUGUCCUUCACCGUGGCCUUGGCUGCUGUUCUAGUGGCUGAUUUGGCCACAGGUGGAGGCGGUAAUGCGUAA
Hydatigera taeniaeformis is the source of this 411-nucleotide messenger RNA. Lineage: Eukaryota; Metazoa; Platyhelminthes; Cestoda; Cyclophyllidea; Taeniidae. The record is from the annotation of a GenBank genome assembly.